AUGCUUCUCAAUCUCAGCCCUGAUAAGCUAAAAGAGUACAUUCGCAAACCACACUAUCUGGACGGAGACGAUGGACCAGAGCAAGUCUGGCGUUGGUCUCAUGCGUGGAGCACACCCCGACAAUUUAUAUCCUGGCCUUCGCAGGAGAGUCUGCACGGAUUUGGCUAUGUCAUGUGGGAUCGCAGUCGACUUGAAGAAUGGGGCUUGCCCAUGCACAAAAGACACUUUCGGUUAAGCCCUAAGUUUUUCUCUAAGAAGGCUUGGAAGAAAGAGCAAAAGAAGAAAUAUCGAGACGAACUGCGGACGUGGAAAACGAAGGCCCGUAAUUUGGAUAACGCGUAUGAACCUGGGGAGAUGGAAUUCUCGGAAUAUAAAUCUUCAGAGGAUAAAUAUUCAGGGGUGAAUCUUCAGAUAAUGGAGCACCAGAGAAAGGAGCAUCCGUGA
This is a messenger RNA of Penicillium angulare, 444 nucleotides long. RefSeq lists its product as uncharacterized. Bases 1 to 444 code for a protein of 147 amino acids. NCBI's taxonomy places the organism in Eukaryota, Fungi, Ascomycota, Eurotiomycetes, Eurotiales, Aspergillaceae. The record is from RefSeq and is a predicted model, not a curated record. The transcript has a single exon.